AUGAAGCCCUUCGCAGCUGUGUUCGCUCUGGCUGGGCUGCUGUCCGGCGUGACUGCUGCCCCUGAAAAUAUCUAUGGAGAGGAAUUGAUAGCGCGGGCGCUGCCCAAUGCACCGGCUGGAUAUAAGCCUACCGCCGUCAGCUGCCCGUCCAGUCGUCCGACGAUACGCAGCGCAGCAAAAUUGUCGCCGGACGAGUCGGAUUGGCUUAAGAAUCGACGAGACAAGACGAAAUCGGCCCUGAAAGACUUUUUCGGCCAUGUCACCAUCAAGGAUUUCGACGCCGCAGGAUACAUCGACCGUGUCUCGAAGAAUACCUCCAACCUCCCGAAUAUCGGUAUCGCAGUGUCUGGUGGUGGUUAUCGCGCUCUUAUGAACGGUGCCGGUGCGAUCAAGGCCUUCGAUAGCCGUACGGACAACUCGACGAGCAGUGGUCAAUUGGGUGGAUUGUUGCAAUCCGCAACUUAUGUCGCCGGUCUGAGCGGUGGUGCGUGGCUGAUGGGCUCUAUCUUCAUCAACAACUUCACUACCAUUUCCGACCUGCAGACGCACGAAAAGGGUAGUGUCUGGCAAUUCCAGAACUCCAUCUUUGAGGGCCCCGACGGUGGAAGCAUCCAGAUCUUGGAUUCUGCGAGUUACUACAAGGAUAUUCACGAUGCGGUUUCUGAGAAGAAGGAUGCGGGAUUCAACGCAUCCAUCACGGAUUACUGGGGCCGUGCGCUGUCCUAUCAGCUUAUCAACGCUACCAACGGUGGUCCCAGCUACACCUGGUCGUCCAUUGCUGAGACCGAGGCAUUUAAGAACGCAGACAUGCCGAUGCCCUUGGUUAUUGCCGAUGGUCGUAACCCAGGUGAACUUGUGGUGAGCAGCAAUGCUACGGUGUAUGAAUUCACCCCGUGGGAGUUUGGUACUUUCGACCCUACUGUGUUCGGAUUUGCGCCCCUUGAAUAUCUCGGCUCCUCGUUCGAUGGUGGUUCUCUCCCCAAGGAUGAGAAGUGUAUCCGGGGAUUUGACAAUGCCGGGUUUGUCAUGGGCUCUUCGUCCACCCUGUUCAACCAGUUCUUCUUGCAGGUCAAUUCGACCUCUCUUCCCGAUUUCCUCAAGUCGGCCUUUUCCGAUGUUCUGGGGGCGAUCGGUGAGGAUGGCGAGGACAUUGCGCUGUAUACACCCAACCCGUUCUAUCACUGGUCCAACAAGACAUCUCCUGUCGCGAGCCAGAAGGAACUCGACAUCGUGGAUGGUGGUGAGGAUCUUCAGAACAUCCCUGUCCAUCCUCUUAUUCAGCCCGAGAGACAUGUGGAUGUCAUCUUCGCCGUCGACUCUUCGGCCGAUACCGACUACAGCUGGCCCAACGGUACUGCUCUUGUCGCUACCUACGAGCGCAGUCUUAACUCCAGCGGCAUUGCCAACGGUACUGCAUUCCCUGCAGUUCCCGGCCAGGAUACCUUCGUCAACAACGGACUCAACACGCGCCCGACCUUCUUCGGCUGCAACAGCACCAACGCUACCGGCACCGGUCCCGCUCCCCUGAUCGUGUAUCUCCCCAACUACCCCUACGUGUCGUACUCCAACAUGACGACCUUCGACCCUAGCUACGAGGAAGAGGAGCGUGACAAGACCAUCCUCAACGGAUACCACGUCGCGACCAUGGCCAACAGCACCCGGGACGGUAACUGGUCUACCUGUGUGGGUUGCGCGAUCCUCAGCCGAUCGCUCGAGCGCACCAACACCAAGGUGCCGGAUAUCUGCAAUGAGUGCUUUGAUCGGUACUGCUGGGACGGCAGCAUCAACGCUACCAAGCCUGCCGACUACGAACCUGCCGCCUUGCUGGGCGCCGGUACUGCUCUCAGUCCAGCCCUGUUCACUAGCAUGUUCGCGGCCGGUCUGACUCUCUUUGCUCUGCUCUAA
Molecule: messenger RNA, 1905 nt
Organism: Aspergillus steynii IBT 23096
Lineage: Eukaryota; Fungi; Ascomycota; Eurotiomycetes; Eurotiales; Aspergillaceae
Product: lysophospholipase family protein
Exons: 3
Coding region: 1-1905 (634 amino acids)
Biological process (GO): glycerophospholipid catabolic process
Cellular component (GO): intracellular membrane-bounded organelle; cytosol
Molecular function (GO): A2-type glycerophospholipase activity
Source: RefSeq, a predicted model, not a curated record